This is a messenger RNA of Cyprinus carpio (common carp), 2321 nucleotides long. Its product is annotated as endoplasmic reticulum-Golgi intermediate compartment protein 2-like. Gene Ontology annotation, biological process: retrograde vesicle-mediated transport, Golgi to endoplasmic reticulum; endoplasmic reticulum to Golgi vesicle-mediated transport. The record is from RefSeq and is a predicted model, not a curated record. Gene Ontology annotation, cellular component: COPII-coated ER to Golgi transport vesicle; endoplasmic reticulum; membrane. NCBI's taxonomy places the organism in Eukaryota, Metazoa, Chordata, Actinopteri, Cypriniformes, Cyprinidae.
CAGACCGGAAGCGUGCGACUACAACGCGUCAGCGUCCGUCUCUCCCGAGUCCUCUACAUUUCUGUCCGUAAUUUCAUUAAACGCUCAUUGUAAAAGGAGAUUAUUUAUUUGAAAACUGCAGAAACCACAAUGUGCCGUUUAAAAUAGCAUUUCAAGCCUAAAUGCAUGAGGAAGAUAACAGCCAGCUGCUGUGACGAUGAGGAGGCUGAACAGAAAAAAAGCCCUGAACUUUGUGAAGGAGAUGGAUGCUUUUCCCAAGGUUCCUGAGAGUUAUGUGGAGACAACAGCCAGUGGAGGAACUGUGUCUGUGUUGGCCUUCACAGCCAUGGCACUCUUGGCCUUCUUUGAGUUCUUUGUAUAUCGAGACACAUGGAUGAAGUACGAGUAUGAAGUGGAUAAAGAUUUUACUAGCAAACUACGAAUUAAUAUUGACAUCACAGUUGCCAUGAGGUGCCAAUUUGUUGGAGCAGAUGUGUUAGAUUUAGCCGAGACGAUGGUGGCAUCUGAUGGCCUUCAGUAUGAACCCGUUAUUUUUGAACUUUCUCCUCAGCAGAGGCUCUGGCACAGGACACUUCUGCUCAUUCAGAACCAUCUGCGUGAGGAACAUUCACUCCAGGAUGUUUUGUUUAGGAACAUCAUGAAAGGUGCCCCCACUGCUCUCCCGCCCAGGGAAGAUGAUCCCACUCAGCCUCUAAACGCCUGUCGGAUACACGGACACCUCUAUGUCAAUAAAGUAGCAGGGAAUUUCCACAUCACUGUUGGCAAGGCCAUCCCACACCCUCGAGGUCAUGCUCAUCUAGCAGCUCUGGUCAGCCAUGAGACAUACAACUUCUCUCACCGGAUAGACCACCUGUCUUUUGGAGAGGAAAUCCCAGGCAUAUUAAAUCCACUGGAUGGCACAGAAAAAGUGUCUGCGGAUCAUAAUCAAAUGUUCCAGUACUUUAUUACCAUUGUGCCCACAAAACUGCAGACGUACAAGGUGUCAGCGGACACACACCAGUAUUCUGUCACUGAGCGGGAGCGAGUGAUAAACCACGCAGCGGGGAGUCAUGGGGUUUCUGGGAUCUUUAUGAAGUAUGACAUCAGCUCGCUGAUGGUGAAGGUGACUGAGCAGCACAUGCCCUUUUGGCAGUUCCUCGUGCGGCUCUGUGGCAUCAUAGGAGGCAUUUUCUCAACAACAGGCAUGCUGCACGGUCUGGUUGGCUUCUGCGUAGAUGUGGUCUGCUGUCGUUUUAAACUGGGGGUUUAUAAACCGAAGAGUAUGAGUGUUUUUGAUGGCCAUGUGAACAGCCUGACACCUCUUCUUUCUGAGAACGCUGAGCACUAGCUGGGCUCUCCUCCUUUACAACAUUUAAAGCUCUUUUCAGUCACAACUGUAAGUUUCAGGAUUCUGUUAAUACACUGUAAAGAUCUGUAAGCACUGACACAAUAACUGUUACACAGGUAUAAAUUCAUAAAUGAGUAGAUUGUACCUCCCCAGAAAAUCUGGUUUGGUGAAUUUAAAUAAGAGGACAGCUUUUUUAAAAAAAGUGCAGUUGUUAUAGAAAAGGGUUCUUGUAAAAAGCUUUUCAGUAAUUAUUAUUACACUCAUGAAGAGAAAUUUAAAUUUUUAAUUGUCUUUGCUUGGAUGAAUACUCCCUUUUAAAAAGUGCAGGUCUAAAUCUAAAUAUCGGACAAUUUAGGUUUAGUUAAAGUGAAUUUAAUACAACCAUAAAAGAUGAAGUAGCAUCAGGAAUCUUUCAGACACGACCCAUCAUGACAGUAUUAGGAUCCAGUUGGAAUCUUUGGUGUGAUUUGUCUCCAACCAGAUCCAAGAUCUCCACCUCAGGAAGAUAUGAUUAUUUAGCAUCCAUGUGCAUUUAAAAAAAAAAAUCAUAUAUUAUUGAUAAAUGACACCCAAGGGUCCAUUAUAAUGCAAUCAUGAUUGUAUUUGGUUGAAGUGUUAAUUCAUUUAAGCAUAUUGAGCAUUCUUUCUGAUGUAAAUCAUUUCACAUUACAUGUAUUUUCUCGUGCCAAAACCUUUUCUAGUUCCAUUAAGGUCCCUAUAAUUGUUAAAACAAGGAAAUUUUUUAAUGUUUUAAAAGUCUGGAGACAAAUUACAGUCCUGUAUCCUGUAGGUGUAUUUUGCUCAAUUUGUGAAUUUUAACAUGAUGCUCUCCAGGUUCUGAUGUUUUAUUUGCCUAUUAUUUAGUGUGUAUCCUGAGAGUCCAAAGAAAAUGUGUUUUGUAUGCACCUGCACACCUGUGAGAUGUUUUUAAGCAUCACCAUGUGUCCAUUCUUGUCUCCUGAGCAGCAAAAUAAAAUCUUGAUUCCAUAUUUGA